AUGUCUCAUUUAAUUACAUUAGCUACCUGUAACUUAAAUCAGUGGGCCUUGGAUUUCGAAGGUAACAGGGAUAGAAUUUUAGAAUCUAUUUACAUAGCCAAAGAGAAAGGUGCACGUCUGCGUGUUGGUCCCGAAUUAGAAAUAACCGGUUAUGGCUGUUUGGAUCACUUCUUAGAAAACGAUGUGUGCUUACAUUCAUGGGAGAUGUAUGCUCAGAUCAUCAAAAAUCCUAAGACGCAUGGCCUUCUUUUAGAUAUUGGUAUGCCUGUUUUGCACAAGAAUGUUCGCUACAAUUGUAGGCUAUUGUCGUUGGAUGGUAAGAUUUUAUUCAUAAGACCAAAAAUGUGGUUAGCUAAUGAUGGUAAUUAUCGUGAAAUGAGAUUUUUUACGCCUUGGAUGAAGCCAGGCUUCGUGGAGGAUUUUGUUUUACCACCAGAAAUUCAAAAGGUUACCGAUCAGAAAGUUGUUUCCUUUGGGGAUGCUGUUAUCAACACACUCGAUACCUGCAUCGGUGCUGAGACAUGCGAGGAACUGUUCACACCGCAAUCUCCCCACAUUGCUAUGUCCCUAGAUGGUGUCGAAAUUAUCACCAACUCUUCUGGGUCUCACCAUGAACUGCGUAAAUUAAAUAAGAGAUUAGACUUGAUUCUAAAUGCAACUAGCCGUUGCGGUGGCAUCUAUUUGUAUGCAAACCAACGUGGCUGUGACGGUGACAGAUUGUAUUAUGAUGGGUGUGCUUUAAUUGCCGUUAAUGGUAAAGUUGUUGCGCAGGGAUCUCAAUUUUCUUUAAAGGAUGUGGAAGUUGUCACUGCAACCGUUGAUUUAGAGGAGGUCAGAAACUACCGCGCCAAUUUUAUGUCUCGUGGGUUGCAAGCUUCCCUAAGUGAAACGAAGUUCAAGAGAAUUGACGUCGCUGUCGAAUUAGCUCCAAUGAAAGCCAGAUUCGAUCCUCUUAUUGUACCAUCGAAAAGUCGCCCAAUUUUCUAUCAUACUCCGGAAGAAGAAAUUGCAUUAGGCCCUGCAUGUUGGUUAUGGGAUUACAUAAGACGUUGUAAUGGUACAGGCUAUUUCCUUCCUUUGUCCGGCGGUAUUGAUUCCUGUGCAACCGCAAUGAUUGUCCAUUCUAUGUGUAGAUUAGUUGUAAAGGAAGCCUCUGAAGGCAAUGAACAAGUUAUUUUGGAUGCUAGAAAGCUAACUCGCGGCGGAGAAGGCUGGAUUCCAAAUGAUCCGCAAGAAUUAGCCUCUAAAUUUUUCCAUACAUGUUUUAUGGGCACCGAAAACUCUUCGAAGGAAACAAGAGAUAGAAGUCGUGAACUUGCCACCCAGAUCGGCUCAUAUCAUGUUGACUUCAACAUGGAUAGCGUUGUCAGUAGUGUUGUUUCCCUAUUUGAGGUUGCUACUGGUAAGAAACCUGUUUAUAAAAUUUUUGGGGGCUCUCAAAUAGAAAAUUUGGCUUUACAGAAUAUCCAGGCAAGAUUAAGAAUGGUAUUUGCAUAUCUAUUUGCCCAGUUAUUACCAUGGCUUCGUGGUAUCAAGAACUCUGGUGGUUUACUGGUUUUAGGUAGCGCUAAUGUCGACGAGUGUUUAAGAGGCUAUUUGACAAAAUACGAUUGUUCCUCCGCUGAUAUUAACCCAAUUGGUGGUAUUUCUAAGACAGAUCUUAAAAAAUUCAUCGCAUAUGCCUCUACAGAGUAUAACAUGCCAAUCCUAGACUCCUUCUUAAAUGCAACCCCAACUGCUGAAUUAGAACCAAUCACCGAAGAUUACGUACAAUCUGAUGAAAUUGAUAUGGGUAUGACUUAUGAAGAAUUAAGUGUUUUCGGUUAUCUUAGAAAGGUCGAGAAAUGUGGUCCUUACUCUAUGUUCUUGAAAUUACUACAUGAAUGGACUCCAAGAUUGACGCCAGCUCAAGUUUCUGAAAAGGUCAAGAGAUUUUUCUUUUUCUACGCCAUUAAUAGACACAAGCAAACUGUCUUGACACCAAGUUAUCAUGCCGAACAAUAUUCUCCGGAUGAUAAUAGAUUUGAUUUAAGACCUUUCUUAAUCAACCCAAGAUUCACAUGGGCAAGUAAAAAAAUUGAUCAAGUAGUUGCACAAUGUGAAGGUAAGACUACAGACUUAGAUAUCAUGUCUAUUGAUUGA
Messenger RNA from Kazachstania africana CBS 2517, 2142 nucleotides. It is a transcript of the gene QNS1, whose product is annotated as glutamine-dependent NAD(+) synthetase. The record is from RefSeq and is a predicted model, not a curated record. Lineage: Eukaryota; Fungi; Ascomycota; Saccharomycetes; Saccharomycetales; Saccharomycetaceae. The transcript has a single exon. Gene Ontology annotation, molecular function: ATP binding; NAD+ synthase (glutamine-hydrolyzing) activity; glutaminase activity. Gene Ontology annotation, cellular component: cytoplasm. Bases 1 to 2142 code for a protein of 713 amino acids. Gene Ontology annotation, biological process: NAD+ biosynthetic process.